This is a messenger RNA of Laccaria bicolor S238N-H82, 273 nucleotides long. RefSeq lists its product as uncharacterized. The record is from RefSeq and is a predicted model, not a curated record. The coding region runs from base 1 to 273 and encodes 90 amino acids. The transcript is spliced from 2 exons. Lineage: Eukaryota; Fungi; Basidiomycota; Agaricomycetes; Agaricales; Hydnangiaceae.
AUGAUCUGUUCCUCAACCUUAUGGGAGGCACACUUCCACACGACAAGAAAAAAACAUAAAGUGGUAAAGGCCAUCACCUUUUGUGCAAUCCACCUUGCAGGUGCACUACUCCUUGCCAUCCAGCUCAAUCAAGAAAAUUAUCAAACGUUCCAGGCCCUUGCCUUCUUCAGCUUCUGCUUCUUUGCUCCGGCCUUGGUGGCUGCCAAUACUUUUCAGUCCACUUUCGGGGCCAUUGGCAAGGCUGUAGCAAUAGACUGGGUGUGCAUUCGUUGA